AUCAAUCCAUAGCCGCUGUUAUUUUCGUUUUUGCGUUCGUAGCGCAACAAGCUUGGCCUCGCACCAAUCAUGACUGCGUUUGAAGAGAUGGGCGUUCUGCCCGAGAUCGCGCGAGCAGUGGACGACAUGGAAUGGACGCUCCCAACUGACGUGCAAGCUGAAGCUGUGCCACUCAUUCUCGGAGGCGGCGACGUUCUCAUGGCCGCCGAGACCGGUAGCGGCAAGACCGGUGCCUUCUGUUUGCCGAUCUUGCAAAUUGUAUGGGAGACACUAAAGGACGACGAGCUUGGAAAAGGCAAGAAAGCCGGCGCAGGAGCCAAACCAAGCAGUGCAUCUACAAAAUGGGCCAUGAGUUUCUUCGACCGUGGAUCUGCGCUCGCUGUCAGCCCCGACGGUCUGACCACUCAGAGCAGGGACCAGAAAGGCUGGCACGGAUGCCGUUGCACCAAGGGAGUCCAGUACAGAGGAAAGUACUACUACGAAGCGAAGGUCACCGAUGAAGGUCUCUGUCGUGUCGGGUGGUCUACGCAAGCCGCAGCUCUUGAUCUUGGAACUGACAAGCAAGGGUUUGGCUUUGGUGGCACGGGAAAGAAGUCGUUUGGAAAGCAGUUUGACUCAUAUGGGGAGCCCUUUGGAAUGCACGAUGUGAUUGGCUGCUACCUUGACCUGGAUAAUGGCAGCAUCAAGUUUUCCAAGAAUGGUACAGUCUUUGAGGAAGCCUUCCAGAUACCACAAAACGUGAAGCGGUGCCCCAUGUUUCCCGCUGUUGUGCUCAAGAACGCCGAGAUGGAGUUCAACUUCGGUGCAACACCUUUCAAGCAUCCACCUAUCGACGGCUAUGUGGCAGUUUCGGCUGCACCGAAGGAGUGCGUCGCCGAGUCCACAGUCACGGGAACUUCUGUUGGCGCUCCCAAGAGUGUCAAAAAUGCUCCCCAGGCAAUAAUCAUCGAGCCCUCCAGAGAGCUGGCCGAACAGACGCUGAAGUGCAUAACAAGUUUUAAGAAGCACCUCAAGGAUCCAGUCGUUAGGGAGCUGCUCGUCAUCGGAGGGGUUGCCGCAAAGGAGCAGAUCGAGACGCUGAGGAACGGGGUUGAUAUUGUGGUCGGAACACCUGGUCGUCUGGAAGAUCUCAUCAGUACAGGGGAACUCAGCCUCACGCAGGUGCGAUUCUUCGUGCUUGACGAAGCGGAUGGCCUGCUGAACCAAGGCAACAACGACCUGAUCAACCGCAUACACCGGCAGAUACCGCAGAUUACGGCAGAGGGAAGGCGUCUGCAGAUGGUGGUGUGUUCGGCAACCCUCCAUUCUUUCGAGGUCAAGAAACUUGCAGAGCGCCUGAUGCACUUUCCAACCUGGGUGGAUCUGAAAGGCGAGGACAGUGUUCCGGAAACGGUACACCAUGUGGUGUGCAUGGUAGACCCAAGAAAAGACACCUCUUGGAUGAACGUGACAAGACAUGUCGUGACAGACCAAGUCCACGAGCGGGACAACGUCAGACCCGGUGCCAACACCCCCGAGACCCUGUCGGAGGCCGUGAAGAUCCUGAAGGGCGAGUACACGGUGCGUGCCAUCCAGCAGCAGAACAUGGACCAGGGCAUUAUCUUCUGCCGCACCAAGCUGGACUGCGACAACCUCGAGAACUACCUCAACCAUCUCGGCAAAGGAUCCCGAAACAAGGACAACCCGUUCUCAUGCGUUUGCCUCCAUGGUGACCGGAAACCCCAGGAGAGAAAGGCCAAUCUGGAAACAUUCAAGAGGGGCGGUGUCAAGUUCCUUAUCUGUACGGACGUUGCCGCUCGUGGUAUCGACAUCACGGGCGUCCCAUUCGUGAUCAACGUUACCCUGCCAGACGAGAAGUCAAACUACGUCCACCGUAUCGGUAGGGUUGGACGAGCAGAAAGGAUGGGUUUGGCUAUUUCACUUGUUGCAGCUGUUCCCGAGAAGGUGUGGUACCACUCCAACUGUUCGAGCAAGGGCCGCAACUGCUUCAACACGAACUUGACGGACCGCGGCGGCUGCUGCAUCUGGUACAAUGAGCCGCAGUACCUGGCAGACAUUGAAGACCACCUGAACGUCACCAUUCAGCAGGUGGAACCCGACCUUAAGAUCCCUGCCGACGAGUUUGACGGAAAGGUUGUGUAUGGCCAGAAGCGCCGGGAAAUGGGGAGCAACUACGCCACGCACACUGCGCAGAUGGCCCCAGCCGUCCAGGAGCUGGCUCAGCUGGAAAAGAAGUCACAGUCCAUAUUUAUCCAGCGUUAUUACUUGAAAGACCAGUCAUUUCUCAGAUAGGAACAGAACCCUUAAGGCUUCUCCUGUGGAACAACACCAUGAUACCGGCUCAGCGUAUUUCUUUUUUUUUCCAUUGCUUGUAUGUUUGUUGUCAAAUAAAUUAACUAGCCUCGCAGCA
Molecule: messenger RNA, 2410 nt
Organism: Rhipicephalus microplus (southern cattle tick)
Lineage: Eukaryota; Metazoa; Arthropoda; Arachnida; Ixodida; Ixodidae
Gene: Ddx1
Product: ATP-dependent RNA helicase Ddx1
Molecular function (GO): protein binding; RNA helicase activity; nucleic acid binding
Source: RefSeq, a predicted model, not a curated record